AAAGAUUGCUAGACAAGGGCAGCAGCUGUCUCACUUCAGUGUUCAGACAGAAGCUUAGCCAGACCACCAGGAUAGGGCAGGAUGUGUUCCCUUGAUCUUUUGUGAACCAUCGCUCCCCGGCAAAGCAGAGAUCAUGACUCCUCGUGAGGCCUCCCAGGCCUCAUUGGAAUUCGGGGGGCCACUGGGUAAAUGGGAAGGUUGGGGGUGGAGUGGAGGCUGAACUGAUGCUACUUAACGGCAACAGGGUAUGGUACGAGCUAGAAGGCUUUUGGGAAUUUGGAGGCAGAAAGAUGGAGGGUGCGCAGGUGGCAGAAUGUCUGCAGGAAAGGAUGGACCGGUGCUGGCAGCUGUACAGCAAGGAGUCUGUGGAGUGGGAGACAGUUGGAAGAGCAGGAGGAUAGUCUUGGGGAGGACUAAGAUGGAAAUCAAGGUAGGAGUAUGGCGCAGGGAACCUGCUAAGCAGGCAGGUGACCUAAGGUGCCUGUGGACUUGGGAGAGCUCUGGGGAGCGGUCACGAGACACAGUGGCCCUCUCUCCAGGCGUCACGGCGAUGCUGGUCCUGCUGCCUGCCACCAUGUUCCAUCUGCUCCUGGUGGCCCGAUCGGGCCCAGCGCGGCUCCUGGGCCCACCCACUUACCUGCCGGGGCUGGAGGAGCUGUGGAGUCCACAGGCUCUGCUGCUAUUGUUCAUCUGGCUCGCCCUGCAGGUGGCGCUCUAUCUGCUGCCUGCGCGCAAGGUGGCCGAAGGGCUGGAACUAAAGGACAAGAGUCGCCUGCGCUACCCUAUUAAUGGCUUCCAGGCUCUGGUCCUAACAGCCCUGUUGGUGGGGCUAGGGGUGUCAGCUGGGCUGCCCCUGGGGGCACUCCCUGAAAUGCUCCUGCCCUUGGCCUUUGCGACCACUCUCACCAGCUUCAUCUUCAGCCUCCUUCUCUAUAUGAAGGCUUUGGCAGCUCCUGUCUCAGCCCUGGCACCUGGAGGAAACUCAGGUGAGAAGGGUCCCAAUGAGGUAGGGGUGAGGCAUAUGGGAUGCCUAACUGUGCCUUCACUCUCUGUUAUUCCCCCAGGAAAUUGCAUUUAUGAUUUCUUUCUGGGACGGGAGCUAAACCCUCGCCUUGGUUCCUUUGACUUCAAAUAUUUCUGUGAGCUGAGGCCUGGCCUCAUCGGCUGGGUUUUUAUUAACCUGGCCCUGCUGAUACAGGAGGCAGAGCUACGGGGGAGUCCUUCACUGGCCAUGUGGCUGGUCAAUGCCUUCCAGUUGCUGUAUGUGGGUGAUGCCCUCUGGUAUGAGGAGUCUGUCCUCACCACCAUGGACAUAAUACAUGAUGGAUUUGGUUUCAUGCUGGCCUUUGGAGACCUAGCCUGGGUACCCUUCACCUACAGCUUGCAGGCCCAGUUCCUGCUAUACCAUCCACAGCCUCUGGGGUUGCCCAUGGCCUUGCUCAUCUGCCUUAUUAAGGUUAUUGGUUACUACAUCUUCCGUGGUGCUAACUCCCAGAAAAACACAUUCCGGAAGAAUCCUUCUGACCCCAGUGUGGCUGGUCUUGAAACCAUCCCUACUGCCACAGGACGGCAGCUGCUGGUAUCUGGGUGGUGGGGUAUGGUUCGUCACCCCAACUACUUGGGAGACCUCAUCAUGGCUCUGGCCUGGUCCUUGCCCUGUGGGGUGUCUCACCUGCUGCCCUACUUCUACCUCCUUUACUUCACUGCAUUGCUGGUACACCGGGAGGCCCGAGAUGAGCAGCAGUGCCUUCGCAAGUAUGGCCGUGCCUGGCAGGAAUACUGCAAACGUGUGCCUUAUCGAAUCAUACCCUAUGUCUACUGAGGCAGAGCCAUCUAACAAGCUCAGGCCUGAACACAUGUGGGGUGAAGGGCCUGCACCCCAUUCUACUUGGCAGGGAUGACCAGCCUCAGAGUCUGACGCAAGAAGAGGGAACCACUGCUCCCAUAUGAAAAUACUUUUCCCUGCUGGAUAAAUGUUUUCAAUCUUGUUUUUCUU
Cricetulus griseus (Chinese hamster) is the source of this 1996-nucleotide messenger RNA. The record is from RefSeq and is a predicted model, not a curated record. Lineage: Eukaryota; Metazoa; Chordata; Mammalia; Rodentia; Cricetidae.